UAUAUAAAUUGCAAAUAACAAAACACUAAAAAUUUAAUUAUAAAUCAGAAAUUAAAAAAAUAAUAAUUAGCAAUCUCUGGUUUCACUUUCUCAAAAAGCUUAAUAGCUUUCCAGAAUGGGAUUCAAUAAGGUUUUUCAAUGCUUGCUGGAUAUAUUUCCGCAGGUCGAUUCUCGUAUUCUAAAAGCUGUUGCUAUUGAGAACUCUAAGGACGUUGAUGCAGCUGCUGAGAUUGUUCUGUCUGAGAUUAUACCUUACCUAUCUAAACGAACCGCGGUUGCUAGUUCUUCCUUGCAGAACCAGAGUCAUCGAAUUGAAUCAAAUGAAGAUGCGGCUAUAGAAGAGGAAGAAAGCAAUCAGUUGAGGCAGCGAAAGGUAUCAGCUGGAAAAGGAACAAGCUCUUCUACAGAACCGUUGUUGGAAACACGUGAAGUUGUCGGAGACACUUGUCUUACUGAUUCUUCCAGCAAUGUGGAUUCUCUUGAGGCACAAAAUGCAGCAACUACUUCAAAAUUCCACGACAACAAUAAUAACGAGGCUGCUGAUAUUGAAACUGAGGAAUUGAUUUUGUUGGGGAAUACUGAAAUUCAGAAAAGUAAUUCUAGUUUCAGCUGGAAUGCUUCAGAGGUCGAUAAUUCUUUGCUAUAUGCAAAUCUUGAAACUAAGGAGUUAGGUUCAUCAAGUCAAGACCGAACCACAGACAUUGAAGAUGGGUUUCUGAGGACGCCACAGGUUUCCCCAUUCACCUCGGCUGAUGAUACGGCCCCGCUUUUGGAGAAUGACAGCAGUAAUGAUAAGUUAAAUUUUGAUGGACCCGUGGAUUUGAAUGAAGAUUUAUGCAGAAGCAGUUCAUUCAAUGGAACCAUGGUAGGUGAAGAAAAUGCUGUGAGCAUGCUGGUUCUGUCAUACUCUCAAGAACAAUUGCCAGAAAGUUUUGUAGGGCUUAAAUCCCAGCAGGGUUGCAUUGGUGAAAUGAGUGAUGUUGAGGAUGAGACCUUCAAUGCUGUUGUUAGUAGAUCAAGUCAAACAUGUAGAAUUGAUCUACUCGAAGAGAUCAUUGAAGAUGCUAAAGAUAACAAGAAAAUUUUGUUUCAGACCAUGCAAUCGAUUAUGAACUUGAUGAAAGAAGUUGAACUUCAAGAGGCAGCUGCCGAACAAGCAAAAGAGGGAGCUGCAAGGGGGGGCAUGGAUAUUCUCGUCAAGGUGGAGGAACUUAAACAGAUGCUGCCACAUGCAAAGGAAGCAAAUGACAUGCAUGCUGGAGAAGUAUACGGCGAGAAGGCAAUCCUAGUCACUGAAGUAAAAGAGCUUGAAAAUCGCUUGCUCAGCUUGUCAGACGAAAGAGACAAAUCUCUUGCUAUUCUUGAUGAGAUGCGUCAAACCCUCGAAGCUCGACAAUCUGCCGCACAAGAGUUGAUGAAAGCAGCAGAGCAGGAAAAGCUGGAAAAAGAAGAAUCUGCUCGUAACGCUCUUGCUGAACAAGAAGCCAUUAUGGUGAAAAUGGUCAAAGAGUCCAAGAUUCUAAGGCAGGAGGCAGAAGAAAAUUCCAAGUUACGUGAGUUUCUUAUGGACCGUGGCCAGAUUAUUGACUCACUACAAGGAGAAAUAUCUGUUAUUUGCGAGGAUAUAAGGUUGCUUAAACAGAAGUUCGAUGACCGUAUUCCAUUAAGCAAAUCAAUAUCCUCAAGCCAAACCAGCUGCAUCCUGGCCUCAUCCGGUUCAUCUCUGAAAAGCAGAUCAUCAGAUCUUGGUUCCGGCCAAUGGGAAACAGCUAAAACACCGGAAAAAAGAAGCCCAACACCAUCUGUCGAUGGACAAUCUCCAAAGAGCAGAUCAUCGGACAAAAGAUCCAAAGCUGAUGGAAAAGAACUAUCGGAUGAUGGAUGGGAAAUUUUUGACAAAGAUGCUGAAUUCUGAGUUUGUACAGUGAAGCUAUAUGAAUCGACGAUGCAUCAUAAAAAAAGGUUCCCGGGUAUUAAGAACAGUUACUAGACUGUUUUUUUAUCUAAAUAACCUCGACUUAGUUGCUAUUUCUAUAGCCAUAUAUAGCCAUUUUUCUGCAAACAUAUUAUAUCUCUGUUAGUGGGAAAUACUAUUGGCACAAAUUUUGAUCAGCAUUAAACACACAUAUAUAUAUGGAACGUGAGUACUUUAUUUUCUGUCUA
This is a messenger RNA of Gossypium raimondii (Peruvian cotton), 2163 nucleotides long. Its product is annotated as golgin candidate 5. Gene Ontology annotation, molecular function: ubiquitin binding. The record is from RefSeq and is a predicted model, not a curated record. The transcript is spliced from 9 exons. NCBI's taxonomy places the organism in Eukaryota, Viridiplantae, Streptophyta, Magnoliopsida, Malvales, Malvaceae. Bases 116 to 1915 code for a protein of 599 amino acids.